Messenger RNA from Dioszegia hungarica, 324 nucleotides. RefSeq lists its product as uncharacterized. The coding region runs from base 1 to 324 and encodes 107 amino acids. The record is from RefSeq and is a predicted model, not a curated record. Lineage: Eukaryota; Fungi; Basidiomycota; Tremellomycetes; Tremellales; Bulleribasidiaceae. The transcript has 2 exons.
AUGCCCCUCUUCAUCUGUUUCUGCCCCGACUACCCCAACAGCCUCUCCAAGCGCCUCAGCGUAAGAGAAGAACACCUCGCCCUGGGUCGGAAAGACCGCGAGGCGGGAACGACCGUCUUUGGCCGAGCAUUCAUUGAUCCAGACACACGAGACAUGGCCGGCUCGACACUGCUGUACCGAUACCCAAGCAUAGAAGAGGCGUGGAGGCGUAUCAAAGCGGAUCCAUACUGGACAUCAGGUGUAUGGGACCAGGGCAAAGUCGAGGUGAAGGAAUUGCCAGGGAUGGAGGGGGACGAUCACUUGCGGGUUGCCAAGGACCUGUAG